Molecule: messenger RNA, 1953 nt
Organism: Parasteatoda tepidariorum (common house spider)
Lineage: Eukaryota; Metazoa; Arthropoda; Arachnida; Araneae; Theridiidae
Gene: grsm
Product: probable aminopeptidase NPEPL1 granny smith protein
Biological process (GO): proteolysis
Cellular component (GO): cytoplasm
Molecular function (GO): metalloaminopeptidase activity; manganese ion binding
Source: RefSeq, a predicted model, not a curated record
UUAUACUCGUCGCACUUUUGUUAAUCGCACAAAUUUUUGCUUUGAACUAAACUGAUCCGUUCCGUUCGUCUGGACCCAGCGUUUGUCAAUUUGUCAUCAAUUUUGAUAAAGAUAAUUUUGUUUGAAGCAAAAAUUUUACAAAUCAGCCCCUAAGAUAAGCAAUGAUUUCUUCGUAAAUUUUAAUUUUUUUCAUAGGAUCAGUCAACAUUCUUACACAGAGAAAAUGGCUAAAGUAACAUUAAAAAUUAGCAAUGAAUUAGCUGCAUGUGAUCCCUGUGAUAAACCUAUUCUUAUUGUUGGGACAAAGACUCUUCUGUCUUCUCUCUCCUAUGAUACUAUUAAAAACAAGUUGCAGCCAGUUGUGUCAAAAGAGGUAUUUGAAUCUGCUGUUGAAUAUAUACAGACUUCUUCAUCUGAUUCAGUUCCUCUUUACAUGAGAGAUGCUGUUCUAGCUCGCCUGCCAUCUAGCUGUUCUCGUCAUAAUACUCCUUCACAAGUGCAUUAUUUAACUAAAUUAGUUAAAAGUUACAGUUUUCAAUCUGAUGGCUAUGUAGUGAUGGUAUGUGAAUACUCAAAUGCAUUUCCAUCUGCUUGUGCCAUAGCUCGAGCAUUUCCACUGUUCACCAAGAAAAAUGGUGGCUCUCCUCAUACUGUGACUGUUGAAUUCAUCAUCUUGUCACCUGAUGGUUCAAAAGUCUCUCCAUUGACUGAUGAAGAUUUAAAAUGUUUGACAGCAGCUGCAGAUGGCAUUAGAAUAGCUUCAAAGAUAGUAGAUACUCCCUGCAAUGACAUGAAUACUGACACCUUUCUUCAGGAAAUAAAAUUAGUUGCUGAUAAAUUAAGUGCCAAAUUAGAAGUUAUUCAAGGAGAAGAACUAGAUAAGAGAGGUCUUGGAGGUAUUUAUUCUGUUGGAAGAGCUGCAGAGCACCCACCCGCACUAGCAGUUCUUAGUCAUACUCCUCCAAAUGCAAAAGAAACCAUUGCUUGGGUUGGAAAAGGCAUUGUUUAUGAUACAGGUGGUCUCUGCAUAAAGUCUAGGUCUUCAAUGACUGGAAUGAAGAGGGAUUGUGGUGGAGCAGCUGCCAUUCUAGGAGCUUUUUAUGUCACAGUUUCAAUGGGCUUCAAAGAAAAUCUUCAUGCCAUUUUUUGUCUUGCAGAAAAUGCUGUGGGUCCCAAAUCCACUAGACCUGACGAUAUAAUUACCAUGUAUUCUGGAAAGACUGUAGAGGUAAAUAAUACUGAUGCUGAAGGUCGCCUUGUUUUAGGAGAUGGGGUAUUUUAUGCUAAAAAAGAUUUAUGUGCUACAACUAUAUUAGACAUGGCAACUUUAACUGGCGCUCAAGGAAUAUCGACAGGUAAAUACCAUGCUGCAUUAUUAACAAAUAGUGAAGAAUGGGAAAAGGCCACUGUUCGAGCUGGAAAAAAUUCUGGAGAUCUAAUCCAUCCUCUUCCCUAUACACCUGAGAUUCAUUUUAAUGAAUUUCAUAGCUGCAUGGCUGACAUGAAAAAUGCUGUAGCGGAUGCAAGUAAUGCUGCUUCAGCAUGUGCAGGUCUUUUUAUUGGUUCACACAUUGGAUUUGAUUUUGAUGGAAAUUGGAUUCACAUUGAUAUGUCCAAAGUUUCAUAUUCAGGUGAAAGGGCCACAGGAUAUGGAGUUGCUUUGUUAUCAACUUUAUUUGCUACUGCAUCAGACUGCCAAAUGUUACAAACAUUAGCACCACAAUUUGGAGAUGAAGACAAAUCCAUUUUUCAAGCUAGAAAAUGAUAAAUGAAUAUCAAAUAUCCUAGAGCCUUCCAGAUAAUCAAUUCCAAUGAACAAUUUUUAGUAAUUUUCAAUUAUUGCAAAGCUUCAUCUGUUGUAAGACUGUUGCUUAAUAUAAUUUGCUAUUUUUCAUGUUGAAAUUUCAACUGUGAAAACUAAUUUUUAUAAAUAAUAAAGUAUUUCUCAAAAUA